Molecule: messenger RNA, 486 nt
Organism: Phytophthora infestans T30-4
Lineage: Eukaryota; Oomycota; Peronosporomycetes; Peronosporales; Peronosporaceae
Exons: 1
Coding region: 1-486 (161 amino acids)
Source: RefSeq, a predicted model, not a curated record
AUGCGUCGACACUUGAUUACAGGGUUGGCUUUAAACUUUUGUUUCGUAUGCGCAGCAGGAUCAAACGUGCAUUUACCAAAUCCUACUAGCUGGGAAGCGUAUCUCGAGAUGAAUGAAAACGUUGUCAGCGGCAGAAAGUUGCUAAGAAGCGACGGCGCCGACGACGCUGGCAACGAAUCGAGGACCGGCCUUUCCGUGUCUAUAACAGAAAGGCUGAAAUCUUUGUUCAAGUCUUCGAAUGUGACCCCAGAAAAACUUCAAAGUUGGCUGAACAGCGAAAAACCCGCAGACACGGUGUUUAUGCGCAUGCACCUGCACAAGGCAGACGACUGGGUGCUGCAAGCACCCCAGUUCAGUACAUGGCUUCAAUAUGCUGACCCUUUAAGCGCCAAGACCGGUCAAACACUCUCAGCAGCGAUCCCAACGCUUACUCGCCAGCUCGGAGACGACAAAUUGUAUAGGGGUGAUCAAAGUCUGCUAAAAUGA